Messenger RNA from Mastomys coucha (southern multimammate mouse), 11384 nucleotides. RefSeq names its product polyhomeotic homolog 3 (gene Phc3). Lineage: Eukaryota; Metazoa; Chordata; Mammalia; Rodentia; Muridae. Bases 73 to 3105 code for a protein of 1010 amino acids. The record is from RefSeq and is a predicted model, not a curated record. Gene Ontology annotation, cellular component: PRC1 complex; nucleus. Gene Ontology annotation, molecular function: protein binding; zinc ion binding. The transcript has 16 exons.
UCUUGCAGGGAGGUUGGGGGGGGGGGAAGAGGAGGCGCAUGCGCACCCCGCGUUAGUGAUGGAGGAGAGAAGAUGGCGGAAGCGGAGUUUAAGGACCACAGUACAGCUAUGGAUAAUGAGCCAAGCACCGGAACGUCCGUGUCCACAACAGCCAGCAGCACCACCACCACCACCAUCACCACAUCCUCCUCUCGAAUACAGCAGCCGCAGAUCUCUGUCUACAGCGGCUCAGACCGACAUGCUGUCCAGGUAAUUCAACAGGCCUUGCAUCGCCCCCCCAGCUCAGCGGCUCAGUACCUUCAGCAGAUGUAUGCGGCCCAGCAGCAGCACCUGAUGCUGCACACGGCUGCUCUUCAACAGCAGCAUCUAAGCAGCUCCCAGCUCCAGAGCCUCGCGGCUGUCCAGGCAAGUUUGUCCAGUGGAAGACCAUCUACAUCCCCCACAGGCAGUGUUACACAACAGUCAAGUAUGUCCCAGACAUCUAUCAACCUCUCCACUUCUCCUACACCUGCUCAGCUGAUGAGCCGCUCCCAGACUUCCAGUUCUACCAGCGGCAGUAUUACCCAGCAGACGAUGCUACUAGGGAGCACCUCCCCCACCUUAACCGCCAGCCAAGCUCAGAUGUAUCUCCGAGCUCAAAUGCUGAUUUUCACACCUGCUACCACUGUGGCUGCUGUACAGUCUGACAUCCCUGUUGUCUCGUCGUCACCGUCACCUUCCUGUCAGUCUGCAGCUGCUCAGGUUCAGAAUUUAACAUUACGCAGCCAGAAGCUGGGUGUCUUAUCUAGCUCACAGAAUGGCUCACCAAAAAGCGCUGGUCAAACCCAGUCCUUGACAAUUUGCCAUAAUAAAACAACAGUGACCAGUUCUAAAAUCAGCCAACGAGACCCUUCUCCAGAGAGCAAGAGGGGAGGAAGCCCAGGUCUGGAAUCUCGGAGCACAGCCGUCACUCGGACAUCAAGCAUCCACCAGUUAAUAGCACCAGCUUCAUAUUCUCCAAUUGAGCCUCAUUCUCUAAUCAAACAUCAACAGAUCCCUCUUCAUCCACCACCUCCUAAAGUCUCCCAUCAUCAGCUGAUAUUACAACAGCAACAACAGCAAAUUCAGCCAAUCACCCUUCAGAGUCCAAGUCAAGAUCCACCCCCAUCCCAGCACUGUAUCCCACUCCCAAACCAUGGCCUUUCUCCGGCUCCCAGUAAUGCCCAGUCACAGCAUUGCUCCCCAAUUCAGAGCCAUCCCCCGCCUUUAACUGUGUCUCCUAAUCAGGCACAGUCUGCACAGCAGUCUGUAGUGGUGUCUCCUCCCCCGCCGCAUUCCCCAAGUCAGUCUCCUACUAUAAUUAUCCAUCCACAAGCCCUUAUCCAGCCACACCCUCUUGUGUCUUCAGCUCUUCAAACAGGGCCAAAUUUGCAGCAGGCUACUGCUGAUCAGGUACAGUCCACAGCGCAGCUGAAUCUUCCAUCCCAUCUUCCACUUCCAGCAUCCCCUGUUGUACACAUUGGCCCUGUCCAGCAGUCUGCCUUGGUGUCCCCUGGUCAGCAGAUAGUGUCCCCAACAUCACACCAGCAGUAUUCAACCCUACAGUCCUCUCCAAUUCCAAUCGCAACCCCUCCUCAGAUGUCGGCAUCUCCUCCAACUCAGAUCCCACCACUGCCCUUGCAGUCUAUGCAGUCUUUACAAGUGCAGCCUGAAAUUCUAUCCCAGGGCCAGGUUUUGGUGCAGAAUGCUUUGGUGUCAGAAGAGGAGCUACCUGCUGCAGAAGCUCUGGUCCAGUUGCCAUUUCAGACCCUUCCUCCUCCACAGACUGUUGCGGUAAAUCUACAAGUACAGCCGCCGGCACCUGUUGAUCCACCAGUGGGAAUGCAUUUGAACCAGUGUCAUCUGCACAAAGUUUUUUCUCUUAAGGUUUAUCAAGUAGAAGAUGUGUGUGAGGAAGAAAUGCCAGAGGAGUCCGAUGAGUGUGCAAGGCUGGACAGAACACCUCCACCCCCCACCUUGUCCCCAGCAGCCAUCACUGUGGGGAGAGGAGAGGAUUUGAUAUCUGAACAUCCUUUGUUAGAGCAAGUGGAGUUGCCUGCUGUGGCCUCAGUGAGUGCUUCUGUGAUCAAGUCUCCGUCUGACCCCACCCAUGUCUCUGCUCCUGCACCUCCACUCUUAAUUCCUGCUGCUUCCACGAGGAGCAGCAGCACUUCUCUGCCCAACAGCACCCCCAGCCUGGAGAACAAGCCUCCACAGGCUAUUGUGAAACCACAGAUUCUGACCCACGUUAUAGAGGGCUUUGUGAUUCAGGAGGGACUCGAGCCGUUUCCUGUGAGUCGUUCGUCAUUGCUGAUAGAACAACCUGUGAAAAAGAGGCCUCUUUUGGAUAAUCAGGUGGUAAACUCUGUGUGUGUUCAGCCAGAGCUACAGAAUAACACAAAGCAUGCAGAUAACUCAUCUGACACGGAGAUGGAAGACAUGAUUGCUGAAGAGACAUUGGAAGAAAUGGAUAGUGAGUUACUCAAGUGUGAAUUCUGUGGGAAAAUGGGAUAUCCUAAUGAAUUUUUACGGUCCAAACGAUUCUGUACUAUGUCAUGUGCCAAAAGGUACAACGUUAGCUGUUCUAAAAAAUUUGCACUUAGUCGUUGGAAUCGUAAGCCUGAUAAUCAAAGUCUUGGGCAUCGGGGCCGUCGUCCAAGUGGCCCUGAAGGGGCAGCAAGAGAACAUAUCCUUAGGCAGCUUCCAAUUACUUAUCCAUCUGCAGAAGAAGACUUGGCCUCUCACGAAGACCCUGUGCCCUCUGCUAUGACGACCCGUCUGCGCAGGCAGAGCGAGCGGGAAAGAGAGCGAGAGCUUCGAGAUGUGAGGAUCAGGAAGAUGCCUGAGAACAGUGACUUGCUCCCAGUCGCACAGACGGAGCCCUCCAUAUGGACAGUGGACGACGUCUGGGCCUUCAUCCAUUCUCUGCCCGGCUGCCAGGAUGUUGCAGAUGAGUUCAGGGCACAAGAGAUUGAUGGACAGGCCCUGCUCUUGCUAAAGGAAGACCAUCUCAUGAGUGCGAUGAACAUGAAGCUGGGCCCAGCCCUGAAGAUUUGUGCGCGCAUCAACUCUCUGAAGGACUCUUAACAGGAGCAAGGCUUUGUGCUUCUCAGUCCAUUCCUCUUACUAGGUGAAGGUAAAGCCUCAUUGGGCUGAGAAUGUCAGACUGAUGGGAGAAGGCCAAUUGCAUUGGGACCGCCAAGGCCAGUGCCUACGUUUCUCUUUCAGAUGUCCUAACUCAUCAUACGGUUUCAUAAUUAGUGAACAUCGGUGACAUUAAUUUUACGAGUUACAUGCUACACUGAAAGACUUGUUACAGAGGCCCAUAUUUUUCAAAGAAACAUGUUAUACUAGAUAAUUUUUUAAAGGUAAUGUUUAUCAUUAAUAUAAAAAUGCUUUUAAAAAUAAUUAUUGAUUUACACUCCCCCUCUUUUAAUUCUCUUUUCUUAUAUGUUUUUCUACCCUGUUAGUUUUCUAAAUGUUGUCAUAGAGAUAUAGGAUAAUAUAGGAGCCCAUUGGCAGAAUUGAAUGCAAUGAGAUACCAGUCUGUUUUAAAAAGCGUAUCUUCCAGACAAAUGCUUUGGCUGUGAAAAGGUAUUGUGUCUUAGCAUAAGCAGUAUUUCUGAAGUUCUCGAGAGUCUCUAGUCUUGCCUUUACCCAGGUUGGCACGACUGACAGUUUCCCUCCUGGUUUGUAUAUUAAGAGCAGUAGUUCUCAGUGGAGAACUUGUCCUCCAGGGAAUAAUUGGCAAUAUCUAGACACAUUCUGGUUGCCACAGCUUGGGAUUGAGUUUUGGCAAGGGUUGUUAUAGGAACUGAGGUGUGGCAGCCAGGGGAGAUGUUGCUGAAUAUCCUACAGCACAUAGGAUGUUCCUCUGUCACCAGGAAUGAUGUCAUAGAUGCCAGUGGUGCCACGGUUGAGAAGCCUGGGUGAGCAAAGAGCUGCGUGCUCCUCUUGUCACCUGCAGGGACAUACUUAAAAGAUGGGCUGUGAUGAGGAGGAUGUACAGUGAAUGAUUAGCCAGUGGCACCAGAGCUCUGCAGAAGUAGGUUUUAGUUUUAUUGUAUACUAGAAAGGAAAGGAAAUCCAUAAACUUGGGCUAUAAAACUAGGCUAACUCCCAGAUCAUGUGACUCUGGUAUGGCACAGGCCCAUGGUCAUCUCUUCCUGACAAUGUUCUGUGCACUGAUGAAGGUACUGGAUACAGUCCUUCCUCGGAGCCUCUUUUAGCAGGCAAGUGGCGGUGCAGAUGGGAUCCCUUCCUUGAAGCAACCCUGCUGAGUCUGGCUAGCAUGCAUGUUUCUGUCUCCCUUACUAAGGCUAUGAAUUCUUCCCACCAAGUAUUUAAAGUGAUUUCUCUUAAUCAAAAGUUUUUACUUAACGGUUUUCUGUUAGGACAUUAAGCCAAAUUUUUCUGUGGAUGCUCUGAAAUCUUUGUAGUAGUGGGCAUCAAAAGAUUUGUUUGCUUUCUCUAUCUUUACUACAUGUUUGAGAAAUCUGAACAAUUGAAGGGACAUGUACAUCGCCUUGGCACAGAUAUGAGAGACAGCAAGAGUCUAAGCUCAGUCAUCUUUAUGGCGCUUUUCAGAGAUUGUGUUGAGUUAGUAGAAGACUAAAAGAUGUCACAAAGACAUCACAGAUAAAUUUAUCUUUUGGCUUUGUGUACAUUAGAAAAUGUUGGUUAUUUUUAUACAGAAAUACAGUGGAUAAUUUUUUUAAUCUUUAGAUGCCUCUUGUUUGAAUGUAUGCUUUGUGAGAUUGUUGGUGUAGUAGUUCUAAGAGUUGUUCACUAGUAGUCCUCUGUAGACUCAGAAUGUGUAAGUAGCUGAAGCUCCUGUUUCAGACUACAGUAGUAUAGGCUACGUUACAUAUUUCUUUGUAUCACAUUUGGUUAUCCUCGUUUCAAGGAAGGCAGGUACUCUAUAGUCAUCUGCAUUUAUUAGUACUGAGUCAUCAUGGCAGAGUUGUCAUGGACAUUCCUCAUUCUCCUAGCAAAGGCUGGCUAUGCAGCACUAAGAUUUCCUGCCAUAAUGAAGGAGGCACAAGGUACAUUUCCUCUGGAAUUAAAACUAUGGUAUAGUAAUCCACAGUUUGGGAUUAAUAUGGGAUUGUCCAGAAUAGACCUCCAGCAAUAAUGCUUCCCUCCUACAAAUACUUACAUAUAUAGCCUUUAAGGCAUUAACCCUGCACUUGUAGUAAAACCAGCCCAUCGUGUGCUUAUGAGAAACCCCUGUGCCUAGCACUAUCCUUAAGCACCCCUAAACAGUGUACACGAGGGCUUCUCCUGUGCCUAGCACUAUCCUUAAGCACCCCUAAACAGUGUACAUGAGGGCUUCUCCUGUGCCUAGCACUAUCCUUAAGCGCCCCUAAACAGUGUACACGAGGGCUUCUCUUGGAGAAUGCAUGCUUGUCCUUCAUCUUAGAAGCCGUUCAGAUCUUCUGUUGUUUGCACUUAAAUUUAACUAGCAAAUACUUUUUUCUUGCAAGUGGGUUAUUUUAUUUAGAAGUGGCUCAUUUGGUGUUUGGUAGUUCUCCCAUUGCUGCAGGUACUUCUUUCUAGGUAAUUUUUAAUCAUGCUAAUUUGAAAGCUUCAGUUACACGUAAUGGGGACACACACUAUGUCUCUGUCUCCUGAGCAUUAGGACAGAGACAGGAAGAAUGCUGGUUUCAUUUCCUUUCCUAUUACGAAGCACUUAAGAACUUUCUUGGAGGAAAAAAAAUGACAAGCAGGAAGGGAACAUGGCUUCUUCCUAUUUUUGCUUCUUGAGUUUGCUUUUCCUGACUUGAAACCCUUCAAUUACUGUGGGACACACUUUUCACAUGUUACUUGUUUUAAGUUCUGUGUUCUUAGGAAAAUAAACAGCUGGCUUGUAGAAGUCACUUUAUACUUAAGAUGCUUGCAUAGACACAUGUAAGGCACAGUGACAGCUUCAUCAGCACAGCAAGAAGUGCUGCCUCCUCACCUGACACCUUCAGUGACAGGGACUGAUGGGCAGAGUCACCUCUGCAGAACUGUGAAGUCUAGACUAAAGGAUGUCACCUGGGAGUAGAGAUGCCAAAACAAGAGGAGAGCAUGUUAGUAAAGCAGCUAGAGAGUGGCAGAGCAGACGGGACCUCCCGUUCUGCUCAGUUCAUCAGUGCAAAGCAGCUAGAGAGUGGCAGAGCAGACGGGACCUCCCGUUCUGCUCAGUUCAUCAGUGCAAUCCUCGACGCACUUCUUCACUUUGGAGGUUACAAUUCAUGAUUUACUUGAAUAAAUAGAAGGGAUUUUCUGUGUUUUAGGAAUCCCGCUGCUGCUUUCCUCUUUGUUUCUUGUGUUGGAAAACUGGUGUGUGAGACUGUAUUGUUACCAUGCCUUUGAAUAGCUAUUCACAGUCAGUCUUCAUAUAUUAAGUGCAAAAUUUAGUCAUAUAUCUAUUUAUAAACACAAAUCUUGGGUUGAAAUCUUUCAGAGGACUCAUUUUCUCACAAGCUUGUUAGGUUGUGUGUCUCAGCAACUGUGUCCAGUAUAUGAAAUCUCUGACUGGUCUCUUAAAGCACUUCAGACAUGUUCUCAAGUAGAGAGGCUGGCUAAAUGUUGUAGUUCUAAGACUUUGGGAAUGCCAGCAACACUUGCUGCUAACUGGUACUGUUAGCUGGCAUGGGAUGGCCUCACCUCCUUUCCUACACUGAGCCCCGUCUACCUCCAAGCCCACCUCCAAUAAACUUUCUUCAUAGUUCUUUACUUGGGGUUGGGUAACAUCCUGGCUUGGAGAUCUUCAGGCUGUUGUAAUGGGGCGGACCUUUAUAACUUCACCAGUUGUAUUUCAAUGAAAGUCUUAUCCAUCUAUGCAAAUCGUUUCCUAGUUUCUUGUAUUCCAUAUGCCUAACUGUGUGACUUGUUCCUUGAAAGUUAUUUGGGGUGGGGGGAAUAGAGUAAGCGACAGAAGAUGAUGGAAGAUGACAUUGCUAGCUAAAUGAAGACAUUUAGCUCAAUGAUGAUCCUUUAUAGCUUAGCAUCCUUGGUGAUGGAUGGUUGGACAAGGUGUGCUAGUUGUUUUGUUUGUUGGUGCUAGGGACUGAGUCAGGGCCUCACACUCCACCUUUGAGAUUGCAUACUGUAUUUUUUUCUUGUUUGCCUAAACUAACCUGGAAUUGUGGUCCUCUGACCUUCUCUCAAGUGCUUGAACUUAGUAUCUGUGCCACCAUGCCAAAUCUAGUCCCUGUGGUUAUAAAAUUGUCAAGAUUUGGUUGUAAUCAAAUUAGUUAUUUCUCUUUAUCACCUGACCCUGCUCUGAGGAGUGUUGAUAUUAAUAGUACCACUGGUACCCAAGUUGAGUAAUUCUGGAGUUUUGAAGAUGAUAAUCAAUUAGAGGGAGAGAAUCUGUCAAGAUGUAGGAGUUUGUUAUGAUUGAGUGGCCAGAAUACAGAAGUGUUUCCACAGUCAGAUAUGACAGCUGGCUCAGUGUAGCAGCCAGUCAUAAGGGAAGGCAGGCACUGCAGGACAGUGCUGUGCUCCAUUCUGAGUGCUGGUGACUGCAGCUGCAGGUUUUUCCUGACUGCUGGGCUCCAGUAAGCACAAGCCUGCCUAUUUUCUUGGUAUAAAGAAGAAUGACUCAUGACAUGAACUGUUUCAACUCAGUCAUCAGUACUCAUAUUCUCACUCCAUUCUGAGUAUUUUAUUUCAUCUCAAAGAUGGGCCUUGAGUUUAGAUGAGUACAAUAAGCACUAGGAAGAGUAAAUGUUUUCUUAUUCAAAUUUAACUUUAAUUCAUUGAACCAACCCCUUAAGGAAUUCUCUGGGAAGAUAUUUCUGGUGAUAGAUUAUAAGAUGCUUUGCCAUAUAGUUUAUAGUUGAAAUAAAAGUUGUUGAAAAUGAUAUUGGCAUAUUAAAAAGUGGCCUGAAAUAGUAAGGCCUUAUCAGUUGUACAUGCAGUUUUAGAGUUAACUCUACUUGACAAUAUGCUAAGAGAAAACUUUCUCUCUUAUUCUUUUUGAAAGUUACAAGAUAUGAGUUUAUCAACAGUUAUUAUCAUCAUGUUCUAGAGAAAAACCUUAGGAGUCCCCAGCCCUCAGUUGACACGCACAGCUUCUCUACAGCAGUCUCAUUUGCACACACUCUGGCAAGUGCCAUACACAAGGGAAAUUAUUUCCACAAGGGUUUUAUUUUCUUUCUCCUUUGAUAGCUUGUGGACUUUUUAUUUUAUUUAAAAAUACAAUUUGAAUAUAAUGUUAGGUGCAAAAUGAGCUUCUAUAUAACACUUUAUAUUUUUGGCAGAGGUCUUUCUGAAACUUUUCAAGUGUAAACCUACUGCUGUCUAUGAUAUUCCUGAUAUUUGGCAUAAAUCUAUAGAAUGAGAAAAUUUAUAGUAGUAUAUAAUAAAUGAAUUUUAAUUAAAAAAAUCAGUAUAUAUCUAAAACAUCAUUAUGCUAGCAUGGCAUGGUUUUAAUGAAAUGUAAGAGGGAUGGAGUUAAGUCUUUUAUACUGUCUAACUUAGUUUCAGUCAUCAUCUUAGAUAUUCAUAGUACGUAUUGCUUUUUGGCUUGAUGGAAUAUAUCAGUGUUUUUGUGGAUCUUUCUCUGACAGUGGUGAGCGAGUGGUGGCGAUUAGAGCAUCAGUAAAGAAAGCAUGGACCCACUGAGGAAGAAAGGGACUUUUAAAUCUUGCCUCAGCUAAGCUAAAUACGUACAGUGUUUACACCCUUACACAUAAUGCUUGUGUUAAAUGUUUUGGUAGUAUUAAAAAGUGAGCAAAUUACAAGUUUUCUUCAGUAGUAACAGAUGAAUACACUUGCUGCGUUACUGUUCUGAGUGGAGAGGAAACGGAGAGGCUGGGAGACUUGGUAUUGUUCUAGAAGUGACAUGCUGGGCAGCUUUUUUUUUAUUUUUUAUUUAUUUCUUUUGCUUAAAUCAUAUUUGAAGAAAUAUCCUCCCUGAGCUACAUAACCUGAGCUACAUAAUUGGGAUUACCACUGGGCUGACUGAAUGACAAGUGAAUAUCAGUACCCAUGCACUUAACUCAUUCAUUUGUAAGCUAUCUGAGCACUUGGCUUAUGUGUGGAAUAGAAGACUAAGAAAAUAACAAGUAAAGUCUUCCCAAACAAACUCAUAAGCAUAUAUAUAAUUACAACCAGUAAGAAAUGGUAACUAGUUAACCAGUAAUGCCCUGCUCCCUGGGAAUGGGGCUUUACUAACAUCCGAGGGCUACAUCACAUCACCACUCACAUACUUCCCACCUGUGGACCACCUCCUUGACUGUCGACAACAGUGAGACUGACUGCCCUGACUGUGAGACUGUUGUGACAGGCACUGUCAGGACCAUCCCUGCACAUGGUCUGUGGGUGGCAGGAUGCAAGAAGCCAAUGUGGAAUCAUUGUGCAUUUUUAGUUGCAAAGGUUUAUAUGAGUAUUGAUAGUGGAACAGUUUCCAAAACAGAAUCAUCUGAAAUGAGAACAGGCUGCUACUGCUGCUUUCUGCACAGUGCUGACUGUACUGUAGUGUGUUAGAGACAGACAGACCCAGAAAGGUCCGCACCGCAUCGAGAAAUGCAGAACUAGUGACAGAGGCACUUCCCGGCUGGGUGGUGGCGCAUGCCUUUAAUCCCAGCCUUGAGAGGCAGAAGCAGGCAGAUCUCUCUGAGUUCAAGGUUAGCCUGGUCUAUAGAACAAGUUCCAGAACAGCCAGGCUACACAGAGAAAUGCUGUCUCAAAAGCCACUACCACCACCAACAAAGAGCAGACCCUGCUUGUGCUGGCAAGUAUUUAAGGAGUGAAGAUGGGGUAAAAGUCACUCUUAAUGUUGUGGGUUCCUGUGUCACUCUGGGGUUCUGUGAACCAGGUUGUAAUUCUUGCUUUAAAUGCUAACUAACAUCAGUUGCUACUCACAUUCUCUAUAAAGAUAUAAAAAUAUAUUUUAAAAAGUUUAUGUAUCAUAGCUAUAGGUUUUUAAAGUGGGUAAAUGCCCAAAUAAAGUGUUAAAUUACAAUAUAUAAUAGAUGCUUCCAAAUUAAGGUUUUUGUAAGUUAUAAUAAUCUAAAUAACCCACUAAUCUGAUUUUUGUAAAUUGUCCUUUGAUUCUGGUUACUUUUAGGUGUUUUUUAAGUUUUUAAAAUAUACCUAAGUUGUAAAAUAUCCUGUGCUGUUUAGAUCUCUGUUGCAUAAAUGCUGUUCUUGUGUCUGUAUUCUUAGAACUUAAGAAUUCAGAUGAGAAUACAGAGUGUAUUUUUGUGUAUGACUCCCCACAUUGAUGUAAUUGAUUGCCAGUCACUUCAUUCAGAAGAUGGGUCUUGGUUUGUACAGUAGGAGAUUAAAAAUCAAAAUUCAGAAAUUCUUGGAAAGUGCAGGGAUUGUGCUAGAAAUGAGGGUUGUACAUUGCAGACAGCCGUACACAGGGGAGCUGCUAGCUUCAUGAGGGUUGUACAUUGCAGACAGCCGUGCACAGGGAGCUGCUGACUUCAUGAGGGUUGUACAUUGCAGACAGCCGUGCACAGGGAGCUGCUGACUUCAUGAGGGUUGUACAUUGCAGACAGCCAUGCACGGGCAGCUGCUGGCUUCAGGCCUCUCGAGUUUGGUUAGAGUGCUUUGCCUUUUUACCACUUAAAAUGUGUUUCACAAAGGCAGGUUGCUGGGAUUAACUGUUUUUUUUUUUUUAACAUUUUAAGCACAUUUUUAGAAAUCUUCCUUUUGGUUUUGAGCAUUGUUCUGAAAUCAAAGUUUUAUAAUUAAAAAAAAACUCAAAAGAUGAUUCAUCAAGGAAAAAUACAUCACCAAGGGGGAAAGAAAAAUGUUUUAAUCUUAGAGAAAGCAAAUGUUAGGGUUAUAAUAGAUGUGUCUUACAUUGGAUGUUGUGUUAGAGACCUCCUCACAGGAAAUGAUAUAGUUCUAGCACCCUUAGCAUAGAGUUCCUAGACUGGCAUCCAUAGCUCCAGUUUUACAAUGUAUAACCUGAAAAUGAAGUUAAUUUUGCAUUAUAAGAGCACACCAUUAUCUAUGUAAAAAGUGUUCAUUUGAUGUAUUUUUUUAAGAAGAGAGAAAGCACUUUCAUACUAAGUAGCAUGUGUGUGAGUUUUAGACUUCCUGCGUCUAGCUGGCGAUGCUAACUGCUAAGGGAAGCACCUUACCCUCUGCUGCUUCAUCCUGCUUGGAUUGCACCUUCGUUACCCGCACACUUUCACAUAGAGUAUUGUAACAUGGCUUUGAGUGGGUCUAGGCGGACGGCUAGCAGUGGGCCUACAGGAUCUUUUAUUUAUGUUUAUAUUACAAUAAUAUAUUGUAGACCAAUUGUAACUUCAGUUCUUUACAAAUAAAAGCCUGACUGGUUAUUGAAUUUUUAUUUCUUUAAGCUUUUGAGAGAUGGGGAAAUCUAAUAAAGACCUUAAUGGACGGCUGAA